Cetraspora pellucida is the source of this 1500-nucleotide messenger RNA. NCBI's taxonomy places the organism in Eukaryota, Fungi, Glomeromycota, Glomeromycetes, Diversisporales, Gigasporaceae. The record is from the annotation of a GenBank genome assembly.
AUGCCAAAAGUUUCUAACAGUAAUAAACUUGAGCUCGAAAAUAAUCGACGUAAAACAAUUCUUGCGGCGCUUAAUGAGCAUAAAAAUUCUACCACUAGUCUUAAACACCCUAGUGUAAAUGGUAUAGCAAAUGCCUAUGAAAUUCCUAGAACCACUUUUCGCCGCGCCAUAAAAAAUAAUGAUCCUCCUAAACGCUGGGGCCCACCUACCGUUUUAACUGAACAAGAAGAAAAUCAACUCGUCGGGUAUUGCAUUAACAUGCAAAAGCUUGGAUUUGGUUUAACCCGGUCUGGUGUCAACCAUUGUGUUAUGGAAAUAAUGUGGGGUAACAAAAGGCCACACCCAUUUGGUGACAAGGGGCCAGGCCGAGAUUGGUGGAGACGCUUUAUGAAAGAUCAUACUGAGCUUUCAUUUCGCGUUCUCCAAGAGUUGUCAGAAGCUCGAGCACAAAAAGCAAAUCCAGUUGUUGUUAAAAACCAUUUUGAUAAGCUCAAACAAAUAAUUGAUGAACAUUUACUUACCUCUAUGCAAAUUUGGAACAUGGAUGAAACUGGGUUUGUUCUUGUGCCCAAGUUGGAAAAGGUCAUCGCGAAAAAAGGUGCAUGCCAAGUCCAUAAAGUUGCGCAUGGAAAUUCACACAAACACAUUUCUGUUGCCCCUACAAUUUCAGCUGCUGGGUCACACAUUCCACCUUUAAUUAUCUAUAAAGGUGUUUGUGUAAUCUCUGGUUUGUUAGAGGGUGCGCCUCCAGGGACUGUAAUGGGAUUUACAAGUACUGGAUAUAUGCGCAAGGAGCUUUUCCAAAUGUAUCUUACCCAUUUUAACAAUUCAAUCCCACCUGCUCGUCCAGUCUUGCUGAUGCUUGAUGGUCACAAGAGCCACAUAAGCUAUACGAGUGUUGAUUUCUGCCGCCAAAAUGGAAUCCUUCUUUAUGCGUUGCCACCCCAUACAAUGCAUGUUUUACAACCUUCUGAAAUCCCUUUCGCCAAAUUAAAAAAUGAAUAUGCUAAAGAGUGUGAUAAAUAUAAAUAUAAUAACGGUAAGGUAGUAACAAAGCAUACUUUUGCACGAGUUCUUGGCCCAGCUUUCCUCGAAACCUAUACACUAUCAGCAAUUUGCAACGCCUACAAAAGUACAGAAAUAUGGCUAUUUAAUCCUGAAGCUAUUAGUCCAGAUCGCUUAAACCCUUCUUUAGCAACGGAACGAUUUGAUGUUGUUUCUUCAAAUAGUCAACCACUUGCACAACCGGCUGAGUCACCACCAUCCUCUUCAGAUAACCAACCUUCUACACAAUUGAAUGAGCCGCUUUCACAAUUAUCUACUUACACACAUCAGCUUCGCCUUACUCGUUCAAAUACCAUCCUAUUAGAAAAAGAAAAUAAGAUUCUUUUAAGUGAAAAUGAUUUUCUCAAGAAUGAAAAUAAAAUGUUAAAACUUCAGUUUGCAGCAAUGAAAGAAGAGUUAGAAACUUAUAAGAAUCCUGAAACAUGCUCCCUAUGA